This is a messenger RNA of Toxorhynchites rutilus septentrionalis, 3938 nucleotides long. RefSeq lists its product as uncharacterized. Gene Ontology annotation, molecular function: nucleic acid binding. Bases 701 to 1927 code for a protein of 408 amino acids. NCBI's taxonomy places the organism in Eukaryota, Metazoa, Arthropoda, Insecta, Diptera, Culicidae. The record is from RefSeq and is a predicted model, not a curated record. The transcript has 2 exons.
GUGAUGACCGGCACGGUAAACGGGCAGGUUUACCUUAAGGGGGUAUUCUAGUGUAGAGACACGAAUUUCGGACGUUUUUUCGAACUCCGUAAAAAUAAAACAAAGAAUAUUUUUACUAUCCAUUAUAUCAUUAUUCGUUUAUCUAUCUUUCAACAAUAAAACAAAAAAAGGACGGAAAAAAAAUAUUCAUAAUUAGAAUAGUUACAUGCUGGUGAAGUGAGGGUGUUCAAAAAAAAGUUGUGCCAUGGCGUACACGAUUCCAGUCCAUCUGGUUAUCUGAAACAAAAAAAUCGAACAGAUUCUGAAUCAGUAAAGAUGUCGCUAUGGCAUGAACCUCGGACAAGUCAAAAACAUGGGUUUUAACAAAAUGGCGGCCGUUUGAAAACAAAAAUGCUGUUUAAAACGUUUUUUUUUGCGUUUACCGAUUUUUUAAAAAUAGUAAAAUUUAAAAGUUAUAAUUUUUUAUUGGUUCAUGCGAUAGAGAGAUGUAUGCAGAUCAUUUUCAUAUAAAUUUGACAUAAAUCGGUUCAGUAGAACUUGAGAUAUCGUGUACGCCAGUUAGAAAAAAACUAGUUCCGAGAGAAACGCGUUUGAAGUUCAUUGUGAUGGCCGUAACAGGUUAGAUACCACAUCACUAAGAUGGCUCUAACUAGGUAAAUAAUAGGAUUUUCGAUAAGUCCUUUCUAGAGUAUAUUCUUGAAUGCCUAAACUACAGAAAUAUGGUAAAAAAAAAUUUCGAUUUUUUCAGAUUUCUAGACUAGAAUACCCCCUUAAGGAGUGCCUACAGAAGCGCUUACUACCACUAUUGAAGCAGCACGAGGGCCCGACCAUCUUCUGGCCGGAUCUCGCUUCGUGCCACUAUUCAAAGGACGUGUUGGAGUGGUACGAAGCCAACGGGGUCACCUUCGUGCCAAAGGAAAUGAACCCGCCCAACGCGCCGGAGCUUCGCCCAAUAGAGAAAUAUUGGGCGAUUAUGAAGCAGGCCCUCCGGAAGAACCCAAAAGUUGUCAAAUCGGAGGCGGACUUCAAGAGAAAAUGGAUUUCUGUGGAUUUCUGUGGAAAAAUGGAAAAAAAACUACAACCUGACGUUGUACAGAACCUUAAGGACGGGGUAAAGAGGAAGUUUUCAUUUUACUGUCUUAAAUUUUCAAAAGGAUCGGUCUACUGGGCGAAUUUCUACAGCGUUUUUUCCGUGAUGCAAUUUGAUGUGACACACCCUUUACAACAACCUGAACAUCGCUCGCUUCCUAAUCAAGAAUUGAUCACAUCGUACACAACCGUUUUUUGGAAAAACACUGAAUUAGAACACAUCGAUCCAGAAACAGAUUUGUUAUAUCUCGAUAUUCAGCCGGACUCAAUGUCGCAUCUUCGUUAUAUGCAGUCAGAAAACUCAACCACUAAGCUUGAUUCUCAUGCUUUAUAUGGGCUUCAUACCAUUCGAUAUGUGUCCGCAAGUGGUUCAUUUUCCGCUACCCGUUGCAUCCGUCAAAAGGCAAAUUUUUAUUCCACACCUUGUAGAAAUAUUCAUAUCGACGUCUUGCUUUGUAGAAUCGUAUCAGAGCAUGAAGCCAUCCAAUUUCAUAGAAAGUUGCACAAAUGGGCAUCAAACAGCGUACAUAGAUUAAAGAACUUUACAGUCGGACUCAAAGAUAAUCGCAAAAUUUAUGGAUUAAACUCAUCGUCAAUCAGGAAUCUAGGUCGAUUGAGGCAGCCAGCAAAUGAGGUUUUUUGGCCUGAAAUACCAACCUGGAAUCAUCUAGCAAUCACCAAACAUCUUGAAUUCUCCGCCACAGCCUGCGUAUUCGAUCUAUUUCCGUCACCUAACCUGAAGGAAAGCACAUUUCAAGGUCUAAUGACCCUCUCACAUGUUAAGUAUCAGUGUUCCAUUCACCAUAUCUUUAUCUUGUCUCGACCUAAAAUACUGUAAAUUGGCAGACCACGAGACGUAUUCACCUACCGACGAAUCCACAUCCGACUUGGCAUCUCCAAUGAAGACAACCCGUGCAGGGUCAUUCACGCACUCUUGUUCGCUGGAAAAAUGAACCGAUCCCGAUAUUUCAACCCGCAGCCGUUGGAAAAAGAGCUUUGUUUCAUCGAGUUUAAAUUUAAUUAUUUUAAAUUAAUUACUAAUUUAUAAAACCUUGAAAAUAACGUGGAUAGUUACAGUUCGCACCACUGUUAGUUCUUACGAAAUAAUUCUACUGCAGUAUAAAACAGAAGUAUAGCUAGUUAUAGAUAGCCACCACCAUUGAUUGGUAUGAAGUAAUUGUAUUGAAAUAGAAUUUCAAUGGUGGGCGGUAUGUUAAGGAUUAGGUCAACUAUACAUUCCGUACCCUAAAUAAUUUGCUCUCGCUUACAAAUCGAUCGCGCAGAUAAAAAUCUCUAAACCUAAUUUGCAUAUAGCACAAAGCAGAUAAUAGGUUUCUAAUCCCUAUUGUCUCUAAGCCGAUAGAAGGAUGGAUAAAAUAGGAUGCGACGAUAGCUUCAGCCUCACUAGCCACAUACAGAUCAGCGACUGCGCUUCGUACAUUAUAUCGUGGAGAAAAUAGAAUAUCGAGCUGAGUAAUUUGUAUAGUUUCGUUUCGACUACUUAUUCGCGCCAAUAGUGUCCCGUCCACAAUCCGGAGAACCAGCUAACUCAUAUAGUCUCCUACAAUCAUUUUUUACACAGUCGUCCCUAGCCGUACUUGUUUGUGCGGUCGUCCCGAUUCGCGCAUGUACACUUUUAUUCUACCGUCUCAUCGUUCCGAUCCCUACUUAUUAUGAAAGAUUUAUCUAUUGUUACCUUUACCUUUUUGAACUGCGGCAAAAUUUCUAGGAACGACACGAGUAAUUGAAUUGCUAGUUUCAGAAACCCCAUAAACGCCACUUCUAUCAAAAUUGACCUGCAGUUUUUGAGUCCUUGAAGAUACAUUGACUAUAACAAUUUCAGAAAAAGUUGGUUCUACGAACCCCCUCUAAUUGACACGAUGAUCCGAGAAAUUACUUUUCCCCUUUUCCCAAGAAUGACUUGUUUCUCAUAUUCAUCAUUUUCGAACUUCUGGGCCGAUUCAGAUAAUCGAAAUAUCAAAUUGAAGCCAAUGAGCCAAUGUUGUGUAAAAAAAACCUCAGCUUUCAAGGAAUGAAUAUAAAUGAAUAUAGCGCCCUUGAUCUCGAAACCAUGUAAACUAUAGAGAACAAAUACAAGCAACUACGCAUACAAAAUACAUUUUUUCGCGAAUGUGAUAUUUUUUCAAAAAAGACUAGCUCAUUAGCUUCAAUUAGCUAAGUCGAUCAGAUGGUCGGUGGUUCAAUACUAUGAAUUUUUAAGAAGUCAUUUUUUUGGAAAGGGAGAGAAACAUGAUUUUUCGAGCCACCAUGCAACGGAAAGGAACAGCCGUAAAAAUAAAUCUAAAAAAAUAUUGCAUUGGGAAAAUAGUUCGUAGCGUUUUUACCGAAGACUUUUAUUUAAACAAUUAGCUGACCCGGCAAACUUCGUUCCGCCUAAAAUUUAUUUUUCACAUUCACUUUUUUUUACUAAGCGCACUUUCAUGGCCAAUCGCAGAACUGCUCAUUGAUUGAUCUUCUAAUCUACUCUUUAAAAUUACCUUUUACUAUAAAAUUCCUAGUACAGGUCGUACAGGUAAUUUUAUUCUUUAUCGCAAAACAUUAGACUCGUGUUUUUUAUUUUUUUUAUUAGGGUAACCAUUUCUAUUUUAGGGUGGUCCGAAAAAUAAGUAUUUUUCAUUUUUUCCCAAAAAUGACUUUUUUCAAAAACAUAACUUUUGAACCACUGAACCUAUUUAGAUAAAGUGACCAUAUGACCAGAGGUCUAACGCGGGACACCAACAAAAAACAACAACGUUGUGUAUAUAAGUUAUGUAAACAUGAGCUGUAAAAAUAUACAAACAUAAUUUAACCAGUCUCGUUUAUUCGUGAAAUUUUUGGCAUGACAGAUA